This is a messenger RNA of Sorghum bicolor (sorghum), 2683 nucleotides long. RefSeq names its product heat shock 70 kDa protein BIP2. NCBI's taxonomy places the organism in Eukaryota, Viridiplantae, Streptophyta, Magnoliopsida, Poales, Poaceae. Bases 482 to 2512 code for a protein of 676 amino acids. Gene Ontology annotation, cellular component: membrane; endoplasmic reticulum lumen; endoplasmic reticulum chaperone complex. Gene Ontology annotation, molecular function: heat shock protein binding; ATP-dependent protein folding chaperone; ATP hydrolysis activity. The record is from RefSeq and is a predicted model, not a curated record. The transcript has 2 exons. Gene Ontology annotation, biological process: cellular response to unfolded protein; endoplasmic reticulum unfolded protein response; protein refolding.
UCCAACACAGUGAAAAAAUUGCUCACCCAGCCCAUCGAUUUGUUCACCGUGGCCCAAAUGUCCGGACUUCAUUAGCCAAUUCUGUACCAAAACCAGCCUGGCUGAAAAAACAAAAAAACUAGCCCCGUCGCUUAGCGGCUAGCGCACCAGCGUGGAGAUCACGACCCCGAACGUUCUGGCCUGAUCGAAGUAAACUGAUCGCACCGCGACCCAGCUACGUGGCGACGCGGCAUUGGGUAUCUCACGUGGACCGUCUUUUACGGUGCCCAAUGAGGUGGAGGUCCGGCACGGGCCAGAACACUCUGGCGACUACCACGCUCAUCGCGUCCGCGGCCAGAACCUAUAUAAUUCCAGCGCCUGCCAUUGCAGAAUCACAUCACAGAUGAUAAUAAUCCAUCAACCAAGGCACUGAGCUCGCAAGCGACAAGACGAGUUGAGCAUCGAUCCAGUCGAGGAAAAAACUCAUCCGGCGGUGACGGCGAUGAGGACGACGAAACCAACAAUUCUAGCUCUCGUUCUGCUCUCUCUUCUUUGCUCAGGGUACUUGACCGGGCUGGCUGAUGGCGCGGAGGCGCGGAAGGGGAAGAAAGCGUCGGGACCGGGGCCGGGGCCGGUGAUCGGCAUCGACCUGGGCACCACGUACUCGUGCGUCGGGGUGUACCGGAACGGGCACGUGGACAUCGUCGCCAACGACCAGGGCAACCGGAUCACGCCGUCGUGGGUGGCAUUCACCGACGAGGAGCGCCUCGUCGGCGAGGCCGCCAAGAACCAGGCGCCGCUCAACCCGCAGCGGACCAUCUUCGACAUCAAGCGCCUCAUCGGCCGGAGGUUCGACGACGAGGAGGUGCAGCGGGACGUCAGGUACCUCCCCUACAAGGUGGUGAACAAGGGCGGCAAGCCGUACGUGGAGGUGCCCAUGAAGGGCGGCGAGAGGAAGACGUUCAGCCCCGAGGAGAUCAGCGCCAUGAUCCUGUCCAAGAUGCGGGAGACGGCCGAGUCCUACCUCGGCCACCGCGUCGCCGACGCCGUCGUCACCGUGCCGGCCUACUUCAACGACGCGCAGCGGCAGGCGACCAAGGACGCCGGCACCAUCGCGGGGCUCAACGUGCCGCGGAUCAUCAACGAGCCCACGGCGGCGGCCAUCGCGUACGGGCUGGACAAGAAGGGCGCGGAGAUGAUGAACGUGCUCGUCUACGACCUCGGCGGCGGCACCUUCGACGUCAGCGUGCUCAGCCUCGACCACGGCGUCUUCGAGGUGCUCGCCACCAGCGGCGACACGCACCUCGGCGGCGAGGACUUCGACCAGCGCGUCAUGGACCACUUCAUCCGCCUCGUCAAGCGGAAGCACGGCAAGGACAUCAGCAAGGACGGCCGCGCCAUGGGCAAGCUGCGGCGCGAGUGCGAGCGUGCCAAGCGCGCGCUCAGCAGCCAGCACCAGGUGCGCGUCGAGAUCGAGUCCCUGUUCGACGGCGUCGACUUCUCGGAGCAGCUGACGAGGGCUAAGUUCGAGGAGCUCAACAUGGACCUGUUCAAGAAGACGCUGGGCCCCGUCAAGAAGGCCAUCGCAGACGCCAAGCUCAAGAAGUCCGACAUCCACGAGAUUGUGCUCGUCGGCGGCAGCACCAGGAUCCCCAAGGUGCAGGAGCUCCUUACAGAGAUGUUCGACGGCAAGGAGCCCACCAAGGGGAUCAACCCCGACGAGGCCGUGGCCUAUGGAGCCGCCAUCCAGGCCAGCAUCAUCAGCGGCGAGGGCGGCGCCGAGACCAAAGACAUCUUGCUGCUCGACGUGACGCCGCUGACGCUGGGGAUCGAGACGGCCGGCGGCGUGAUGACGAAGCUGAUCCCGCGGAACACGAGGAUCCCCGUGAAGAAGUCGCAGGUGUUCACGACCUACGAGGACCACCAGACGACGGUGUCGAUCAAGGUGUUCGAGGGGGAGCGGAGCCUGACCAAGGACUGCCGCGAGCUGGGGCGGUUCGACCUGACGGGCAUCCCGCCGGCGCCCCGCGGCGUGCCGCAGAUCGAGGUGACCUUCGAGGUGGACGAGAACGGCAUCCUCCACGUGACCGCGGCGGACAAGGCCGGCGGGCGGUCCAAGUCGAUCACCAUCACCAACGACAAGGGCCGGCUCAGCCAGGAGGAGAUCGACCGGAUGGUGCGCGAGGCCGAGGAGUUCGCGGAGGAGGACCGCCGCGUCCGGGAGCGUGUCGACGCGCGGAACCGUCUGGAGAACUACGUGUACCGCGUCCGCGCCACGGUGCGGGACGCCGGCGGCAUGGCGAGGAAGAUCGGCGACGAGGACCGGGAGCGGAUGGAGGCUGCCCUGGCGGAAGCGCUGGAGUGGCUGGAGGAGCAGGACGGCGCCGCGGGGCGGACGGCGGAGAAGGAGGAGUACGAGGAGAAGCUCAGGGAGGUGGAGGAGGUGUGCGGCCCGAUCAUCAAGCAGGUGUACGAGAAGUCGGCCGGGUCGGACGCCGCCGCGGACGAGGAGGAUGACGUGAACGAGCUGUAGAGUGUUCGCGACGAGCUCCACGUAGAGCAUUCCGGCUGACGAGCUGUAGAGCUCUCUGGGUGUUCGACUGUUCGCAGGGGGAUCAUGAUGCGUUGUAAAUAACUUGUCGCUGUAAAGUGAAGACCUUGCUAUUGGUAGCAGUAAUAGUAAGAAUCAAUCAUUUCCCUUUUU